UUCUGCAGAGUCAAACUAGCAAUAUGGGCACAUUACGCUCAGAAGCUGUAGUCAAUUAUUUUACUCAUGGGGGCAAAAAGGAGGCCACAUCUCACAGAUCAUGAAGAACAUCUUCCAGGAGUCCUUUAAUGCUUACAAGACAAACAUUGAGCCUCAUCUGAGUGAGCUGAGUCUGCACCGCAUGCAAUGCAGUCGCAAGCUUUUUGAGAUCAUGCUCUCUCAUCGGCGCAUCAGUGCAGCCUACAUUGAGGGUGAUAAUGUGGCAGUCACAGUGGAGGGAGAGGCAGCGCGUGUGCUAAACUUUGACACUGGUUGUGGUAUAAACCUUGGCAUGAGGGGCUUGGAGUCACUUGGACAGUUUAUCUACAGAACUGCCACAGCUCAGGAUCAGAAUGAUGUGUUCGAAGCACUUUCAGCAAAAAUCCAGCACUCCAAACACGUGGCCGAGACCUUCAGACAAACUGGACUAGCUGCUGCAAUGUUUAAAUGAAUGUGUGAGAUAAC
This is a messenger RNA of Trichomycterus rosablanca, 504 nucleotides long. RefSeq lists its product as uncharacterized. The record is from RefSeq and is a predicted model, not a curated record. The transcript has 3 exons. NCBI's taxonomy places the organism in Eukaryota, Metazoa, Chordata, Actinopteri, Siluriformes, Trichomycteridae. Bases 101 to 490 code for a protein of 129 amino acids.